Messenger RNA from Pyricularia pennisetigena, 759 nucleotides. RefSeq lists its product as uncharacterized. Bases 61 to 759 code for a protein of 232 amino acids. Lineage: Eukaryota; Fungi; Ascomycota; Sordariomycetes; Magnaporthales; Pyriculariaceae. The record is from RefSeq and is a predicted model, not a curated record. The transcript is spliced from 3 exons.
UUGCCAUGAAAUUUCAAAUCGGCUUCAAGUCACCUGUUCUGCCCGACUUUUUGUAUCGAAAUGACUCGUCUCACGGACCCGGAGAAAAGCGACAGGCAGCAAAAGGAGCUGGUGCGGAAGCGCGGCGGGAGUCUCAUGAGGAAGGCCGAGCAACUGGGGAGGCUUGGCGAGAUCUUUGUAUUUACCGUUUUCUAUGAUCCACUCUAUGGCUACGACGGCAUUGUCAACAUCCCCGAGGGCUUUGAAGAACCAAACAUAAAAAAAAUGUACGAAAUGCUGCGCGACGGUUACAGACCUCCCCGAAGAACAAGACGGCGCUGUCCACAUUCGUCGUCACAGCGGCCGAAAGAGCCCCAAAAACAGCCCCAAGAGACUACGCUGGAUGAGAUCACAGUCGAGCCAAGUAACGGAAACUGCUUGCAACAGGACGACAGCGACUCCUCAACAGGGGAAGCUGGCAACCAGGAGACCAAUAAGCCACAGGCAUACUCGAACGGAACAUCUGAGAUUGAUGCUCCCCAUGAGGUGGAUGACGAUUUCGAAACCCUCUUUGGGCAGAUGGAUACUUGCAAUGACUUGAAAAAAGAAAAUUUUCAGCUACCGAAUAGCCUCGAUACGUUCCGCUUCGGUGCGGAACUCAAGGCCCAGUUUCAAAUCCCCUUCCCUCCGCCAUUUCAACCUAUUCUGAUAGAGCACAAUAGAGCCGUCCAGCUCGCCAUCCAUAACAUCCUUCAUAUUCGUUCUCCCAGGUGCAGUUAG